AUGACAGAUUAUCAAUCUACACCUGUUUUGACUGGGAAGUGUAGACAUAAAAACGGAGCUGCCCUUGAGUGUCGGGAGGUAAAUCCAGACUCCCCCAAAUUCGUAAGCAGCCGACCACCCGAGCACGUCAUUUUGCCCCUGUCCUUCAACCUCACCUUCUCUUUCAUUGGACCUCCAAUUGACGAUAGCGACCUCGGGAGUAUUUCGCUGACUGACAAAUUCAUCAUGCAAGCAGUAAGUUUAUGUCCGUGUGAAUCAGGCCUUACCAACCGGUUGUCUUUGGCAACAUUUGAAGCUCCAGAGCCUUCGGUCUUUGAAAUCUUACAUAAUCACCGGCGCAAGCGUCAUCACAUAAAAAACCCGCUGCCCCUCCAUUCUAACCGCUUCCCUCUAGUUCAAAUCUCCCGCUUUCAAGAACAUCUCCGGAUCUUUCAAUCGCUCCUUCCGCACUUUCACCACAUCUCCCAUCUCCCGCUUCACACCUUCUCCUCUCAAGAUGGCCGUCACCAAGCUCACCACGUAAGUCCCGACUCGACCUUAGCAAUGCACCAGCGGGGUCAAAAAACAAAGCAACCAGAAACAAAAACACAAAAACACAACCGUUCUCUUCUAACACCUUUCAGUGCCGCCGAGUACACCGAAAAGGUGACCAACGCCCAGGGCCCUGUUGUCGUUGACUUCUUCGCCACCUGGUGCGGUCCCUGCAAGGCCAUUAGCCCCGCCCUCGAGCAGAUGAGCAAGGACAACACCGGCGUCUCUUUCUACAAGGUUGACGUUGACGAGCUCGCCUCGGUUGCCGCCGAGAACGGUGUCAGCGCCAUGCCUACCUUCCACUUCUACAAGAACGGCCAACGUUCCAAGGAGGUCAAGGGUGCCAACCCCCCCGCCAUCAAGGCUGCCCUCGAGGAGAUCCUGUAG
Molecule: messenger RNA, 918 nt
Organism: Penicillium salamii
Lineage: Eukaryota; Fungi; Ascomycota; Eurotiomycetes; Eurotiales; Aspergillaceae
Source: the annotation of a GenBank genome assembly